AUGUCCUAUUACGGGGACACAUCGUCGAUAACUUCGGCGGCGACGACUACGGCGACGACAUCGACGGCAAGCCGCUCCUCCACCUCGUCAGCAACAACGGGCGUGGCGACACACACGGUCGAAGUUGGCUCCAAGACCUCUCCCCAUGGGUAUUCUCCGCAUAACAUCACUGCCAAAGUUGGCGACGUGAUUGUGUUCGAAUUCUAUCCCCGGAACCAUUCAGUCGUGAAAGCCGACUACCUAGCGCCGUGUGUGCCUGCUAGCAAGUCCGUCUUCUACUCGGGAAUCUUCAACAGUUUCAAUGAAGAUGAUGGCGAUUUGGUCGGACCGCCACCUACAUGGUCCCUCGUUGUGAACGACACCGAGCCAACCUUCUUCUACUGCACAGCCAUAGAUUCCUGCCUUGUCAAUGGCAUGGUAGGCGUCAUCAAUCCUAACGAAACGAUGACCUGGGAAGCGCAAUACGAGAAAGCAAAAACUUACCCUUACAUGCUCGUCCCUGGCCAGUCCAUGCCGGCCGAAGGCUCCAUUCCCACCUCCAACAGCACCGCCAGCUCCAGUCCAUCUGCCUCCUCGUCGUCCGGAUCCGGCGGCCUCAGCGGCGGCGCCAUAGCAGGUAUCGUCGUGGGCUCCGUCGCCUUCGUCGGCAUCUUGGGCGCAUUAUUCUUCCUUCUGGGACGGAACAGGGUGUAUCAGAAGUGGAUGUCCUCACAGGACGGUCGCACGGAGCGGACGGCGAAGUGGGCGGCGAUGUUGAGCCCCGGUCAUGGUGGCGGGGACCAGGCGCAGAGCCAGGGACAUGGACGGGGAAAGAGUGACUACGACGCGGGCGUCGCCGGGCUAGGGGUUGGCAUGAUGCAGACGGCUCCCGGACAGCCUCUCCAGCAGCAACAGCAGAUGCAACAGCCCUACGGGGACUACGGCAACGCGCAGUCUCCCGGAACGGCGGUGUAUGCGACCAGUCCGGAUCUGUCGGGGUCACCGCCGCCCCAGAGUCAGGGGGGCCAUUGGAGUUGGGAUGCGCAGCAACAACAGCAGGUGUACCAGGAGCAGGCACACGGGCACCAGCCUGGGCAGGUUUAUUAUGAAGCGAUGGCGAGAGGGCCGUCGGAGUUGGAGGCUACGAGUAGGAAAUGAGCGAGUGGUGUGAAUGAACCGGACUACGUGAGCGAGGUGUGAGCAGAAUGUUCUCGACGUUGCAUGAUGUUGUGUUGUGUCUAUACCCUUCUUGAUCCAAACUGUCUGUGCAAGUUUCGGUCUGUCUCUUUGAUUUUACCUUCCUUCUUUGUCACUUUUUUGGGAGUUAUGAAGUAUAUAAUAUCAAUAUGUCAACGACAUGAGCUGUGGGUUGUAUGCAAACGGAGGCAACAUGUCUCCCAUCCACAACAGUUGGUCAAGCCACAGCCAGCAGGGCAGGAGAUCUGUACUAGGUAGGCUGCAGUCUAUCCACGGUGAAACCAACCUAUAUUCCAGCG
Aspergillus brunneoviolaceus CBS 621.78 is the source of this 1475-nucleotide messenger RNA. RefSeq lists its product as uncharacterized. NCBI's taxonomy places the organism in Eukaryota, Fungi, Ascomycota, Eurotiomycetes, Eurotiales, Aspergillaceae. Bases 1 to 1137 code for a protein of 378 amino acids. The record is from RefSeq and is a predicted model, not a curated record. The transcript is spliced from 4 exons.